AUGGGCAACAAGAUGAAGACACUGGGCAUCUUCAACUUCACUGGCCGCCCUGUACUGGUCCAAUACCGCUCCUCCAAUUUCCUCAUCCUGCUCGUUGUAUGCGCCGCCGUAUUCACCGACAUAUUCCUCUACGGCAUCCUCGUGCCCGUCCUCCCCUUCGCCCUGACGGACCGAGUCGGCGUGCCGCACGACCAAGUUGCCAAAUGGAACGGCAUCCUCCUCGCGCUGUACAACGCGGGCUUAUGUAUAGGGAGCCCCGUCUUUGGCUUCUACGCUGACCGCACUUCGUCACGGCGACUGCCCUUUCUGCUUGGUCUAAUCGCCCUGGCUGCUGCUACACUGUUACUAUGUCUAAGUACAUCCAUUGCUUUGUUUGCAAUAGGUCGUGUUCUUCAGGGCAUCAGCGCCGCGAUAUGCUGGGCGGUCGGUCUGGCGUUGCUGGCUGACACGAUGGGGGAGAAGAGAGGUUGGGCGAUGGGGUGGGUGAACUGGGCCAUGACGGCGGGCUUCUUGCUGUCUCCGAUUAUCGGGGGCAUUGCGUAUGCAAAGGCCGGGUAUUUUGCCGUGUAUUACCUCGCUUUUGGCUUGAUUGUGUGCGAUAUCGUGCUGAGGCUGCUGUUGGUGGAGAGAAAGGUCGCGCAGAAGUGGCAGCAUCGUGGGCGGAAUGAGGGCUCGAACACGGCCAACCAGGAGCAGCAGCCUGAAGAGAGUGCUGUGAGAUGCUCAGGGGACGUGAAUCCCGAUUAUGGAACGAUUGAGCGGGAUGUGGCAGGACCAGCGAGGGCAUAUUGGAGUCUGAUCAAAUCGAGACGCCUCCUGGCAUCACUCCUAGGCUGCAUCAUGCAGUCUGCAUCCAAAUUCGCCUUUUAUACCGUAGUUCCUCCUUUCGUCGACAAGACGUUUCACUGGGACUCGCUUGCAGCCGGCCUCAUAUUUCUAUGCGUCUUCUUGCCCGGCUUCCUGUCGCCUGUUGUCGGCACCGCAUCCGAUCGAUACGGCACGAAAUGGCUCUCGAGCGGUGGCUUUCUCAUGUCCAUCCCCAUCUUUGUCUGUCUGCGCUUGGUCGACUCGGACUCCAUCUCGCACAAGGUCCUUUUCGGCGUGCUGCUGACACUCAUGGGUGUUGCUACCACCUUGUCCAGCACCCCGCUGAUGGCAGAGAUUACCUACGUGAUUGAAGAGAAGGAAAAGAGGCAGCCUGGGGUCUGGGGAGCCAAGGGAGUAUACGGGGUUGGGUUUGGACUGUUUACUACGUCGUUUGCGCUUGGGGGCGUCAUUGGUAGCUUCAUGGCUGGCUACCUGUACGAAGGGCCGGGUUGGGAGACUUUUGGAUGGGCAUUCGCGGUUUGGUGCGCGGGAGGUGCGUUGAUAUGCGGCUUGUUUGUAGGGAGAUCGGGGCAGGAAGCACGGCGGUAA
Molecule: messenger RNA, 1416 nt
Organism: Metarhizium robertsii ARSEF 23
Lineage: Eukaryota; Fungi; Ascomycota; Sordariomycetes; Hypocreales; Clavicipitaceae
Product: Major facilitator superfamily domain protein
Exons: 2
Coding region: 1-1416 (471 amino acids)
Biological process (GO): transmembrane transport
Molecular function (GO): transmembrane transporter activity
Source: RefSeq, a predicted model, not a curated record